Molecule: messenger RNA, 1530 nt
Organism: Zasmidium cellare ATCC 36951
Lineage: Eukaryota; Fungi; Ascomycota; Dothideomycetes; Mycosphaerellales; Mycosphaerellaceae
Exons: 3
Coding region: 1-1530 (509 amino acids)
Biological process (GO): protein import into peroxisome matrix
Cellular component (GO): cytosol
Source: RefSeq, a predicted model, not a curated record
AUGGUGGUAGAUACCGCUUACUACGACGCCUUGGGCGUCAAGCCCGAUGCUACUGAGAUAGAGAUCAAGAAGGCAUACCGAAAGCUUGCCAUCAAGCUGCACCCAGACAAGAACCCAGACGAUCCCACCGCAUCCGAGAAGUUCCAAGCUGUCGGAGAAGCAUACCAAGUCCUGAGUGAACCAGAACUUCGAAAACAGUAUGACACCCUGGGCAAGGAAGGCGCGAAGCCUGAUUCUGGCUUCGAAGACCCUGCCGAGUUUUUUACCAUGAUCUUCGGCGGUGAGGCCUUCCACGACUGGAUCGGUGAGAUUUCCAUGAUGAAGGAUCUCACCAAGAGCAUGGAAAUCUCUAUGAGAGAGAUGGAUGAAGACGGUCAGGGUGCUACUGCAGAUGUCGCCGCGAGCACCGAGGCAGCCGCUGAGAAGGAGACGACGAGCGGUACUACCCCAGCGACUGCUGCAGCACCACCCCCAAUGCCACCGCGACCUCACGCCGAAGCCGCACCAGAUCAGCCCGCAACUGCCGGUGCAACCCAAGAGAUACCUAUUCGUGACUCCAAGCCUGCCGGUGUCUCUCCAGCUCCAUCUGGUACUUCUACCCCUCGCCCGCAAGGUAUCCCUACUCGGUUGGCCAUAACAGACAAGACCGAGGAAGACGCUGCUGCAACGGCUGCAGGAAUGACAAAGGAGGAGAAAGAGCUGCGGGAGAAGGAGAAGAAGAAGGGCGGUCUCACCAAAGAACAACGCGAGGAGUUGGCUGCCUUUGAGCUGGAGCGCAAGAAGAUUCGUGACGAGCGGGUCGACAUGCUUAGUAGGAAGCUCGUUGAUAGAAUCAGCGUCUGGACCGAGACCGACAAGGGCAAGGAUGUGACCGAGGCAUUCAAGGAGAAGAUGAGGCUGGAAGUGGAGAACCUGAAGAUGGAGUCUUUCGGUAUCGAAAUCCUCCACGCCAUCGGACAAAUCUACGUCAGCAAGGCGACCACGUUCCUCAAGUCCCAGAAGCCACUCAUAGGAGGUGUGAGUGGAUUCUUCAGCAGGCUGAAGGACAAGAGCACUAUGGUGAAGGACACCUGGGGCACUGUCUCUUCGGCCAUCUCAGCUCAGAUGGAGAUUGAGGAGAUGGCACGUGCUGAGGAGAAGGGCGGCGAGGACUGGACCGACGAGAAGAAGGCUGAAUUCGAGAAGCGUGUGACGGGCAAGAUUCUUGCCGCUGCAUGGAGGGGAAGCCGGUUCGAGAUCUCUGGCGUACUCCGUGACGUCUGCGAUAAGGUCCUGUACGACAAGAGAGUCAAGCCGGAGAAGCGCAUUGAGCGUGCCCAGGCGCUGUUGAUUGUUGGCGAGAUGUUCGCAAAGGCUGAACGCGAUCCUGACGAUGAGGGUGACUACAUGGCUUUUGAACAGCUCAUGGCCGAAGCUACAGCGAAGCGUGAGAAGAAGGAAGAGAAGGAUAAGAAGAAGUCUCACCGACACACCUUCACCGGCGGACAUAGGCACGAAUCUCCCGCAGGCAAGACUGGGUCGACCAGUUAG